Engraulis encrasicolus (European anchovy) is the source of this 2656-nucleotide messenger RNA. RefSeq names its product methylcrotonyl-CoA carboxylase subunit (gene mccc1). Gene Ontology annotation, cellular component: mitochondrion. The record is from RefSeq and is a predicted model, not a curated record. The transcript has 19 exons. Lineage: Eukaryota; Metazoa; Chordata; Actinopteri; Clupeiformes; Engraulidae. Gene Ontology annotation, molecular function: methylcrotonoyl-CoA carboxylase activity; ATP binding; metal ion binding. The coding region runs from base 195 to 2339 and encodes 714 amino acids.
CACACAAGGGUCAAAUCCGACUAUUUUUCAUUUGUCCACCUCCGUGUCGUUAAUUCCACAGACGGUGUUGUCCAUAUCCUCGUAUUCUUGACAAUUUAACUAUGGAGGAAUAAUUCAUCUGUGUAAACUUCAUUGCUGUAACUCAGAUUUGGUUAUUUUGAGUUGCAUCCCUUGCAGCUAGCCUGUCAGUAAAUAUGGCUGCUGUCUUCUUGAAAGUACAUCCUCACAGGGGUCUGAGAGUGUUUUCACAGAAAGUGCUAUGGAGUCCAGGCUCGGUGCGUUGUGCAUCAGUGGCGAGGAUAGAAAAGGUCCUCAUUGCCAACAGAGGAGAGAUAGCUUGCCGGGUGAUGCGCACUGCACGGAAGAUGGGAGUACGCUCCGUGGCGGUGUACAGCGAUGCGGACAGGCAUGCAAUGCAUGUGGCAAUGGCAGAUGAAGCAUAUAACAUCGGCCCACCACCUUCCCAACAAAGUUACCUGCGCAUGGACAAAGUUCUGGAUGUUGCUAAAAAAUCUGGAGCCCAGGCUGUCCAUCCUGGGUAUGGCUUCCUAUCGGAGAACACAGAGUUUGCUGAACAGUGCAAAGAGGAGGGUAUCAUAUUCAUCGGGCCUCCCUCAUCAGCUAUUCGAGACAUGGGCAUCAAAAGCACAUCCAAGCACAUCAUGUCAGCUGCGGGUGUGCCCAUCAUCGGUGGUUACCAUGGAGAGGACCAAUCAGACGAGACACUUCAAGCGGAGGCUGCCAAGAUCGGGUAUCCUGUAAUGAUCAAGGCUGUUCGUGGAGGUGGAGGGAAAGGAAUGCGAAUUGCAAUGUCUGAGGCUGAGUUCCAUGACCAGCUGGAGUCUGCCCGCAGGGAGGCCCGCAAGUCCUUUAACGAUGACGUCAUGCUCGUGGAGAAGUUUGUUGAGAACCCCAGGCACGUGGAGGUGCAGGUGUUUGGAGACCAGCAUGGCAACGCUGUCUACCUGUUUGAGAGGGACUGUAGUGUCCAGAGGAGGCAUCAGAAGAUCAUAGAGGAGGCUCCAGGGCCUGGCAUUAGUGCUGAAGUGCGAAAGAAGCUGGGGGAGGCAGCGGUGCGAGCAGCCAAGGCCGUCAAUUACGUGGGAGCAGGCACAGUGGAGUUCAUCAUGGAUGCUCAGCAUAACUUCUACUUCAUGGAGAUGAACACUCGCCUGCAGGUGGAACACCCCGUCUCGGAGAUGAUCACCGGCACCGACCUGGUGGAGUGGCAGCUCAGGGUCGCAGCUGGAGAGCCCCUGCCGUUGAGUCAGGAGGAGAUUGAGUUGAGGGGCCACUCGUUUGAGGCGCGUAUCUACGCUGAGGACCCCAACAACGACUUCCUGCCCGGAGCCGGCCCUCUGCUGCACCUGUCCACCCCACAGGGGGAUGACGUCACCCGCAUCGAGACCGGAGUACGCCAAGGUGACGAGGUGUCGGUACACUACGACCCCAUGAUUGCCAAGCUGGUGGUGUGGGGUGAGGACCGCGCCGCUGCUCUGAAGAAGCUGAGAUACUGCCUUCGCCAGUACAAUAUUGUGGGCCUGAACACGAACAUAGACUUCCUGCUGAGCUUGUCGGGGCAUCCGGAGUUUGAGGCGGGUAACGUGCACACCAGCUUCAUCCCCCAGCACUACGCGGAGCUCUUCCCCGCCCCCAAGGCCCCCGCCAAGGAGCUGCUGUGCCAGGCGGCCCUGGGGCUGCUGCUCAAGGAGAAGACGCACACGCAGGAGUUCAGCGCCACCUCUAAUGAUCCCUUCUCUCCGUUUGGCUCCAGCAGUGGCCGGCGACUGAACGUGCUCUACACCCGGACCAUGAACCUCCAGCUGGGGGAGAGCACAGUACAAGUGCUCAUCAAAUAUAACCCGGAUGGCACCUACAGCAUGGAGACGGGAGGGGAGGUGUUUGUGGUGUCGGGGGAGCUUCAGCAGGAGGGGGACGCCACGUUCCUGCGCUGCUGCGUCAACGGCACCCUGGCUCGGCCCAAACUGGUCAUCCUCAACAGCACCGUGCACCUCUUCUCCAUGGAGGGCAGUGCUGAGGUCUCUGUGCCCAUACCCAAGUACCUGGCGGGUAUCAGUGUCUCAGCCUCUCAGGCUGGGGCAGUGGCACCCAUGACGGGCACCAUUGAGAAGGUACUGGUGAAAGCAGGUGAUGCCGUGAAGAAGGGAGACGCCUUGAUGGUCAUGCUUGCCAUGAAGAUGGAGCACACCAUCCGUGCUCCAAAGGCAGGCGUCAUCAAGAAGGUGUUCUUCACAGAGGGCUCUCAGGCCAACAGGCACGCUCCCUUGGUGGAACUGGAGGAGGAGGAGAAGAAGGAGGAGGCUGAAGCCAGCGCUUGAGGACCUCCACACUCCACUCUGAGCACAAGUGACACCCAGGGCUGUACUCUGCUGUAGCGCGGAUGUCAUAGGAGAUGGUAUAAGCUGGGAGGACAUACACUAGGCAUAUAGGAGAUGUGAAUAGAUGUAGUUACUGUUAUGUAAAGAGUCAGAGCCAGUCAGUCAGCACUACUAUGUACUACAGAUUUGCAGUUUUUGGAUCACACUGUACAGUUUUUUUGGCCUUGACGAUUCUAAACUGCUGCCUUUUCUUCUCAAUUUGGGGAAAUGACACAAAGGAACUGUAAAGUUUUUAUUAAAAUGUUUUGUUUUUCUAA